CAUCGCGGGCCGUCCUGCUGUGGGCUGGCCGUGUGGCUCAGUGGUGAGGGCUCGGGCCAGCGGCCGGGCGCCACCGGGUUGGGCAGACACGCCCGGUGAACAGGCCCUAGACCCGGCCGUCGUCCCCGGCGGGUGGGUGAACCGUCCUUCCGCUGGGGUGGCGCCCUCUGCCCCCAGCGCACCGCGCCUGCCUCAAGUCCAGCGCGACGCCUCCAGAACUUUCUCGGCCCGAACUGAAGCCGUCGCUCCCGCCGCCCGGUCCGCCUGGGUGGCCGGUGGCUGCGCCCUGCGGGCCUCCUGGGGCCAGGCCCCUCUGGACACAGGCCACCCGGGACGCGGUGGCGUGGGCAGCGCCCUGGGCGGGCCUGUCCCCGGCCGGCUGGUUCUCGGCAGGGCGGCCCCACGUGGCCGGCGGGGCGGGGCGACCGGGACUUUCCCGGGGGAGGCCGCGGAGGCGGGAGCCGCCCCUGAGUCCCGCGGACGCGGAAGGGGCGGCGCCUCUCCCUGCGCGGCCACCGAGGCCACCGCGGCCACCGCUGUCGCGGCCCCGAGGACCCAGGACGCCCGGAAGAAGGAGGCUUCCAACCUCCAGACCUCCACCUCACCACAGGGCGGACGGCGUCUGCCGGUGAGCGGGGCCUGUCUCCUCCUGCCAUCAGCGGCCUGAGGUCUGCUGCAGCCGCCCCCUGGAAGCUGGCCCGCCGCGCGGGUAGGGGUGGCCGGGCGCGCAGGCAGGGAGUGGGCCGGAACAUGCCUCCACCCGCCCCCGUGUCUGCUGCCCGUGGCCGUGCCCACCCGUGCCCAUGGCCUGCCCCGGCCCGUCUCUGCCCGGCGCCUUCAGCAUCCUGGGCUCGUUGGGCCGGGACAGGCUUGUCCAGCUGCAGCACAGACUGAGGGCCCUGGGCCCGGGCUGCCGCGGGGCAGAGCUCCUGCACGCCAUGGUGCUUCUCCAGCUGGGCCAGGAGGCCGAGGCCAGGAGCUCUCUGGAGGCCCUGAGAGCGGAUGCCGGGGCCCGGCUGGUGGCCCGCCAGUGGGCGGGCGUGGACAGCACCGAGGCCCCAGAGGAGGCCCCAGAGGAGUCUGCGGAGGUGUCCUGGACCGUGGCCCGUCUCUACCAUCUGCUGGCCGAGGAGCGCCUGUGCCCAGCCUCCAUGCGGGACGCCGCCUACCAGGCCGCCCUCCGCACCCCCAGAGCCAAGGACGGGCAGCGGCUGGCGGAGCUCCAGGAGGAGGCCCAGGACCCGUGCGGGCGGGACGUGGUCGGGAGCCUGGGGGGCUUCCAGCCCCUCUGCUCCGAUCGGGGUCGCCUCCCUGCGUCUUCAGCAUCACCCUCUGGGGCCAGGAGCCUUCCCCGCCCCAUCGAGGGCCAGCCGGACUGGAGCCGGGGUUGCUCCCUGCGGUCCACCGGCAGCCCCAUCUCGCUGGCCAGUAACUUGGAAAUCAGCCAGUCGCCCACCAUGCCUCUGGGCAGCCCGCACCGCAGCACCCACGGGCCCAGCAAGCUCUGCCGGGAGCCCCAGGCCAGCCCAGUACCUGAGCCCGUCCCCACGGGCUGCCAGGAGCCAGAGGAGAUGAGCUGGCCCCCCGCAGGGGACACUGCCCGCUCCCUGGAGCUGCCAGACUGCCCGGCCCCCAGGCUCCCCGAGGCGGCCCCGGGUCCAGCCUCUGCCCACCUCCCUGACUCCCCUGCGGCUCCUGAGACCAGCAGCCACUUCCCAGUGGAGUGCACGGAGGUGUCCACGGGCCCCGGACCUCUGCCCCUGCCCAUGGUGGAGGCCACCGAGAGUCCUGGCCUUGUCAAAGACAGGACAGCACCCCAGCUCUCUGGAGGAGAGGCUGCACCCCAGAAGAGCACGCCGUGCCCACCCACACCUGCGGCCCCGCUGCCCUCUGCUGCCCCUUCCUCCUGGUGCUGGCCUCCGCUGGCCUCCCUGAGCCCUGGGACCACCUCCUCUGAGCCAGGGUCACCGGAGCAGUUCUACAACUUCGUGAUUCUCCACGCCAGGGCUGACGAGCAGGUGGCCCUGCGUGUGCGGGAGAGGCUGGAGGCGCUCGGGGUGCCGGACGGGGCCACCUUCUGUGAGGACUUCCAGGUGCCCGGGCGCGGGGAGCUGCGCUGCCUGCAGGACGCCAUCGACCACUCGGGCUUCACCAUCCUGCUGCUGACCCCCAACUUCAACUGCCGCCUGAGCCUGCACCAGGUCAGCCAGGCCCUGAUGAGCAGCUUCACGCAGCACGGCAGGCAGGACUGCGUGGUCCCCUUCCUCCCCCUGGAGAGCUCCCUGGAGCAGCUCAGCCCCGACACCGCCGGCCUGCUGGCUGGCCUCGUGUGGCUGGACGAAAGCUCCAAGAUCUUCCCCAGGAAGGUGGCCAGCACCUUCAAGCCCCAGAAGCUGCAGGCGCGCAAGGCCCACUGGAGGAAGGAGCAGGACGUGCGGGCGCUGCGGGCGCACAGCCAGCACCUGGAGGGCGAGCGGCGGCAGGCGGCCGCUGUGGGCGCGGCCUACUCGGCCUGCUUGCAGAGCUACCUGUCCUGGCAGGCGCAGGUGGAGAAGCUCCAGGCUGCUUUCGGCAGCCACCUGUCCUUGGGGACCCAUGGGCCUCACCCGUCUCAGGUGCCCUUUGGAGGGCAGGCGCCCCUGGCGGGGGCGUCUCCCUUCCCCGCCUGGCCGGGCGGCCCCCCGCCAGCACCACCGAGCCCGUGGCCGGCCGGCCCCGCGCCCGCCUUCCCGCCGCCCGCGCCCCCGCAGGCCCCGGGCGUGCAGCCCCUCAUCAUCCACCACGCGCAGAUGGUGCAGCUGGGGCUCAACAACCACAUGUGGAACCAGAGGGCGGCCCAGGCGCCCGAGGACGAGACUCCGGAGGCGGAAGGGCGGUGACCAGCUGACCCCCGGACCCGCUUCGGGCAGCAGGGCUUCGUGGGCUGGGGUCGAGGAGGGGCAGGGGAGGUGGGGCUCUUAAUUAUAAUAAAUAUU
This is a messenger RNA of Sciurus carolinensis (gray squirrel), 2975 nucleotides long. It is a transcript of the gene Ticam1, whose product is annotated as TIR domain containing adaptor molecule 1. NCBI's taxonomy places the organism in Eukaryota, Metazoa, Chordata, Mammalia, Rodentia, Sciuridae. The record is from RefSeq and is a predicted model, not a curated record. The transcript is spliced from 3 exons. Gene Ontology annotation, molecular function: protein kinase binding. Bases 804 to 2879 code for a protein of 691 amino acids. Gene Ontology annotation, biological process: lipopolysaccharide-mediated signaling pathway; response to exogenous dsRNA; TRIF-dependent toll-like receptor signaling pathway.